AUGCAGCCCAAUACAACAAGUCCUCGCGACCAGAACAACAUCGAUCCCGCGAUUUCAGGUGCUGCAAUGCUCAGCGGCCCGCCACAGACACCCCCCCAGCCGGAGCCCACGGGCCAGGAGAGUCCGAAGACGUAUGGCAAGCGACCGUUGUCGACCUCCAAGCGCGCUGCUCAGAAUCGUGCCGCACAGCGAGCAUUCCGCCAGCGAAAAGAAAGUUACAUUCGCAAAUUGGAGGAGCAGGUGAAGGAGUUUGAUACUAUGUCGGAGGCUUUCAAGGCGCUGCAGGCAGAGAACUAUCAGUUGCGCGAGUAUAUUAUCAAUCUUCAGUCGCGACUUCUGGAAUCCCAAGGCGAGGUGCCCGAGCUCCCAGGAAACAUCGACCUGAGCCAGCCACGAACCGACUUGAAUGUACCGCAACCCGGUGCUGGGCCUGCAACAACGUCUUCGUCGGCGCCAGCGCCGCCCUCCGGAGCUCAACAAGCGCAGCCGCCUCAGGGGGCUGCGUCCAAUGACGACAUGAACUCCCUGAACCGGAUAGCCGUGGCCGGCUUGGGGAUGCGCAAGCAUCCCAACGAAGAGGCUAACUACCUUGGCAACAACUUUACGGGUCGUCGAACGCGUCCUGACGAGACUCAAGCUGACUCGGAAGUGACAAAGACAGAGCAGGCCCCUCAUGGACUUCCCAUGGUCUCAUGA
Aspergillus oryzae RIB40 is the source of this 696-nucleotide messenger RNA. RefSeq lists its product as uncharacterized. The transcript is spliced from 2 exons. Gene Ontology annotation, molecular function: transcription cis-regulatory region binding; DNA-binding transcription activator activity, RNA polymerase II-specific. The record is from RefSeq and is a predicted model, not a curated record. NCBI's taxonomy places the organism in Eukaryota, Fungi, Ascomycota, Eurotiomycetes, Eurotiales, Aspergillaceae. The coding region runs from base 1 to 696 and encodes 231 amino acids. Gene Ontology annotation, cellular component: RNA polymerase II transcription regulator complex.